Messenger RNA from Cyphellophora europaea CBS 101466, 1086 nucleotides. RefSeq lists its product as uncharacterized. The coding region runs from base 1 to 1086 and encodes 361 amino acids. Lineage: Eukaryota; Fungi; Ascomycota; Eurotiomycetes; Chaetothyriales; Cyphellophoraceae. The transcript has a single exon. The record is from RefSeq and is a predicted model, not a curated record.
AUGGACGACGGCGAGAAAACGCGAGGUGCACGUGAUGGAGGGGAAGGGCACGCAGACAGGGCACAGAGCGAUAAGGGCGCGGGCAACGUCAGUGACGAUGGCCCGGACGCGAUAAACGAACCUGGCCCCAGUGUCAUUAUCCAAAACGACGAGCCUGGUAAAGCUAAUUCCGGUGGUGAUAAUGCUAACAGCGAUGAAUUCGACCCAGGCGACGCUGAUGACGAGGAAGAUAACGAUGAAAACGAGAACGAGGAUAAGGACGAUUUCAAAGACAAGGCUGACGAAAACGACCGAAGUGACGUAUAUGACGAAUGGGACGCACAUAACGAUUACGAUAGCGAGGAUGAAGGUAUCGUUGUGCGUGGAUAUAAGGACAAAGAUUAUCGUGGAAGCACGGACGGUGACUCGACUACGGACAGUAUUGACAGUGACCAGUUACAGCAUGAGCGGCCUAGAGUCUCACCUAUCCACCUCAGCGACCAAGACGAAGAAUUCGAUCACGGGCUCAACGACUGGGACCAUGACUCCUUAUCCGAAGGUGAUGAUUCUGAGGGCCACGAGCCGGAAUAUCAGUCUGAAGCCUCCGUUCAGUCACCAAGUCUCGACACGGAACACCACUGCAAAUUCGUAGAAUAUUUCAAAGAGCAUACAAAAACCAUCGCAAAUGAGCUACGAGAGGCCCUUCGACGUGAUGGGCUACGCUUGUUUUCCGACGACCAGAUCAACGAACAUUUGAGAGCUACGGCAGAGACAAGCGAUCGUUCGACAGAUCAUCAGCAAGAUUCCGCGUUUGGUCUGCAAGCCAUUUUGGGCAUAUUCGGAGAAAAAUGGGGAAAGAGUGAUUUUGCAUUCAGGAGAGUGCCUCUAAGCUCUUUGAUUGAGGGUACGGACAGGCUUUUGGUACGACAGAAACAGGUGAAGUUUCGUUGGGUUCAUCUACCCGCCAAUGAUCUGAGAUGGGCAAAGGUAAGGGGCCUCGUGAUCUCAGCUGUGCCAACUCUAAUCAUCCUCUUUAGCAAGUCAUGCAUCACUGCUUCAAACGCAUUCCGGAGCGAACAAGGGCCCCGCCAGACGCUGAAGAUGUGA